Monascus purpureus is the source of this 821-nucleotide messenger RNA. The record is from the annotation of a GenBank genome assembly. Lineage: Eukaryota; Fungi; Ascomycota; Eurotiomycetes; Eurotiales; Aspergillaceae.
CUACAGCACCAUCUCUGGAAUAUUAAAAAAAAGUCCAUCAAAUAAUGAGAUAGCAAGGAAUGGUCUAUGCUUGCUCUCGACAACAAUAUGCACACUUCCUUUCCUGUCUGAGUACCGGGAAAGCAAACGAACGACGUCAUAGCUGGUGCAACACAUCCUCUGCCACUCAUGAGAUUCAAUUCAAUUCAGCCAUGCAGGUCUUUUCCUCUUUUGAUGAGAAAUAAUACUGUCCGGUUUAACAGUGAUCAGAGCGCAUAAUAGGCCUACAAUACUACUCUCAUAUCGAUGAUGCCCUCCCCCAAAGACGCCAUACGCUUCGGUUGCCCCUCAGACCAGAAGGACAGGAAGCCUUCGCAGAAUGAAGGCUACCUCGAAACCAUGGAGCGUGGGAUGCAAUCUAUCGCUUGCGGGAACUCAAUAAGCGAGAUUCAGGACCAAAUAACUUCCAUGGCUGAGCAGUCUGCGAAUGAAGUUAAAAAUAACGUUGGUUCCUUCACUUCUGCUGCUACCGAUGCACUUGGGGAUGUCGCGGGGCAGAUGCACGCCAAGGUUGCUGGGGAGGACACGUUACGAAUGGAAGAAGAGUUCAAUAAAGGACAGGAUAAUGUGUCCGAGGCUGAAGAUGUCAAACGCGUCGAUAAUAUGGAUAGUGGUAAAGUGGAGGAUUUUCUCAGGGACCGGCAUAAGAGCUCUGCGGCUAUGCGCCGGUCGGAGUAGAUGUCGCUGGCAUGUUUUAUUUGCUUUGGAUCUAUCAAGUAUUGGUGCUUCUUCAAGUACAGACACGAGCUAUUUGGAUAGAUGGAGCCAGUUGCUUUUUCACC